UCGGGUCGCUGGGGCAGCAGCUUCAGAAACGAGGCCCAGACUGUUUUCUUUACUUCUUCAAAUAGCCGAGCCCACAGCAAGCGUGAAAAUAAAGAGAAAAACUAGUGGAACCCAUCUACGACAUUUCCACCCGGAAUCUUUUCUCAAGCACACACGUUACGAUGGCAACAUGUCCGAAUCUUAAAGACCCUGACGAUGCAGUAAACGACCCUGGUGCUGCUCCUUACGGAAACUUUAUAAACUAUUACAGCUUUAACCCUCCGGAAAACCGCUUGAGUCUGAUCCCAGCGACGCUCCUGCAGGAUUUAGGCUACAGGGACGGAGGGGACGAGCCCACGCUCAUCCUGGACGUGGGGUGUAACUCAGGGGACCUGAGUGUGGCCGUCUACAAGCAUCUUGUCCAGGAACCAGGGGAGAGCACAGUUCACCUUCUGGGGUUUGACUUGGAUGAAACUCUUGUUGAGCGUGCAGAGCAGACCAACCCUCUCCACAGCAACAUCUCCUUCAUCCAGCUGGACAUCACCAAGGAAACCAACCAGCUGCAAGACUUCCUCAGCCAGCACAGCUGCUCCCACUUCCACCUGUGUCUGUGCCUGGCCGUCACCAUGUGGGUCCACCUGAACCAUGGAGACUCAGGCCUGCUGCAGCUGCUGUCGCGCCUCGCCGCCAUCAGCAGCCACCUCCUGCUGGAGGCUCAGCCCUGGAAGUGUUACCGCUCUGCAGCCCGCCGCCUCAGGAAGCUGGGCCGCUCGGACUUCGAUCACUUUAAGACCCUUAAGAUCCGUGGCGACGUUGCAGAUCACGCCACGGAGCAUUUGGAGAGACACUGCGGCAUGGAGCUCAUGCGGAGCUUCGGCAGCACCGCAUGGGACCGGAAGCUGCUGCUUUUUAGACGGAGAUGAGUUUUAUGGAUUUAUGGCUUUUAACACCCCAGGUGUGUAAAGAUGUCCGUAGCGACAUUGAGAGCAGCUCUGAAGAAGAACCUGACAGCCCAACUGAAGGCCGGAAGGCACCAGAACCCGGACUCAGAACCACAGUAGCUGGUGAUGAGGAGCCCACAGCGCCCCCUGCAGCCUCCAUAGAGCUACGUCUGCCUGAUCUUAUUUUUAUCCUGAAGGGUUUAUUUACAACAUUUUUCACAGUGCCACCAUUCCACAGCAGGCAUCACUCAAAUAAAGAUCAACAUGUGUUA
Poecilia reticulata (guppy) is the source of this 1192-nucleotide messenger RNA. The record is from RefSeq and is a predicted model, not a curated record. NCBI's taxonomy places the organism in Eukaryota, Metazoa, Chordata, Actinopteri, Cyprinodontiformes, Poeciliidae.